AUGGCUAUCAAGUCCAUUGAGGUUGGGGUGGUCGACGGCUCAAGUGUGCAAAGGAUGAGUGAAGGCGAGAAAGUGGAGGGCGGACCAAAUCCCAAGGACGAAAGAAAACUUCUUUGGCGCAUUGAUUUGGGCCUUCUUCCGCUGAUGGCAGGAUCCAUUCUGCUUCAGUAUCUCGACAAGCAGACUUUGAACUCUGCUUCCAUCAUGGGUAUCAUCCAAGACUUGAAUUUGGAAGGCCGCGAGUAUUCGUGGACCAGCAGCAUAUUCUAUUUCGGCUUCUUUGCUUUCACUUAUGUGGCCUCAUUCUUGAUGGUGCGUCUGCCCAUUGGGAGGUUUCUCGCCUCAACAUUCCUUAUAUGGGCAGUCUGUGUAGGGCACCAUGCGGCCACGACCAACUACGCAGGACUGAUGGUCGUCCGAUUCUUCCUGGGUGCUGCAGGAGCAUCAAUCACUCCAGGUUUCAGUCUGAUUACCGGCAUGUGGUACAGGAGACAAGAACAGCCUUUGAGACAUGGAAUAUGGUUUGUCGGCACAUCCGUCGGCAUCAUGUUUGGGGGACUCCUUGCUUAUGCCAUUGCCCAUAUUCAGGGUGGAAUAGGGCCUUGGAAGUGGUCCUUCAUCAUAUUCGCCCUGAUUACCAUAGCCUGGGCCAUCAUCCUUCUCUGGUUCCUGCUUGACACGCCAGGGAAUGCUCGCUUUCUCUCCAAAGAGCUACGUGAUAUCGCCAUCAGCAGAGUGCGAACAAAUCAAACUGGUAUCAAAAACAAUGAGUUCAAAUGGUAUCAGGUUCGUGAGGCUCUCUUGGAUAUUAAAGAUUGGCUGGUGGUUCUCUUUAUCUGUUGCGUCAGUGUUUGUAAUGGUGCACUUGGAACUUUCUCGAGCUUGGUCAUUCAAGGUUUCGGAUUUGACAUCUUUGAGACCUGUCUGUUCAAUUUGGCCAUUGGUGCCGUUCACGCUGUGUUCGGCAUUGUAGCAACAUGGAUCUGUGGCCAAUACAAAGACGUCCGCUGCAUGGUAGCUGCCACGUUCCUUGUGGGAAGUAUGUUGGUGAGGUUCGGACCUAAUCAAGGGAGCAAAGUGUUCGGUUUCCUCAUCUUUUUCGCCUACCCCACUACCAUCGCGAUUGGUCUAUCAAUGAUUUCAUCCAAUGUGACCGAGUUCACGAAUAAAAGUGUGGCUUCCUCUAUGCUAACCGUCUUCUACUGCGUUGGAAACAUCAUCGGACCAUUCCUAUUCAUUCCGGACGAAGCUCCCACAUAUCCGAGUGGUUUCAUUGGCACAACGACCUGCUUUGGUAUAGCUUUGCUCCUCAUAGCUGCCCUGCGUUUGACCCUCCAAUUUGACAACAAGCGCCGAGACAGGUCGCAAGUAACUGACGGAAGUAUUGCUGAGAAUGGAGAAUCUAACAGUGAAUGGUCGCCACUCAACGACGAUACGGACAAAGAGAACCUUCAUUUCCGCUACGUCCUCUGA
This is a messenger RNA of Rhinocladiella mackenziei CBS 650.93, 1473 nucleotides long. RefSeq lists its product as uncharacterized. Gene Ontology annotation, biological process: dipeptide transport; transmembrane transport; tripeptide transport. The record is from RefSeq and is a predicted model, not a curated record. Gene Ontology annotation, cellular component: plasma membrane. The transcript is spliced from 8 exons. Gene Ontology annotation, molecular function: dipeptide transmembrane transporter activity; allantoate transmembrane transporter activity. NCBI's taxonomy places the organism in Eukaryota, Fungi, Ascomycota, Eurotiomycetes, Chaetothyriales, Herpotrichiellaceae. Bases 1 to 1473 code for a protein of 490 amino acids.